Messenger RNA from Phalacrocorax carbo (great cormorant), 1474 nucleotides. Lineage: Eukaryota; Metazoa; Chordata; Aves; Suliformes; Phalacrocoracidae. The record is from RefSeq and is a predicted model, not a curated record.
GGCGCGGGCGGCGCGGCGGCGGGGACGGAGCGCGGCGGGGAUGAGCGAGGAGGGGGCGGGCGGCGGGGCCAGGCGGAGCGGCGGCUUCCCCAGCCCUGUCCCCAGCCUGGAGCAGAUGCUGGCCGCCAACCCCGGGAAGACGCCCAUCAGCCUGCUGCAGGAAUAUGGCACUCGCAUAGGCAAGACCCCUGGCUACGACCUCCUGAAGGCCGAGGGACAAGCCCACCAGCCCAAUUUCACCUUCCGUGUCACCGUUGGGGACAUCAGCUGCACCGGGCAGGGGCCCAGCAAGAAGGCGGCAAAGCACAAAGCGGCGGAGGUGGCCCUGAAGCUGCUCAAAGGGGGGGACAUGCUGGAACCCGCCACCCCCGAGGAGCCCAGCUCUCCUUUCCCCCCAGAGCCCCCGGCUGAGCUCAGCCCCGUGGCCGCCCCCCCUGCACCCACUGUAACCCCACCCUCGCCCAGGGGCACCCCCCUGGAGAUGAAGACGCCCGUGUCCCCCCCCCAGUCGGAGUGUAACCCCGUGGGGGCUCUGCAGGAGCUGGUGGUGCAGAAGGGCUGGCGCCUGCCCGAGUACACGGUGACGCAGGAGUCGGGGCCGGCGCAUCGCAAGGAGUUCACCAUGACCUGCCGCGUGGAACGCUUCGUGGAGAUCGGCAGUGGCACCUCCAAGAAGCUGGCGAAGCGCAACGCGGCCGCCAAGAUGCUGGUGCGGAUCCACAACGUCCCCAUGGAGCCGCGGGAGGGCAGCGAGGCCGAGGUGGAGGAGGACCAGUUCUCCAUGGCGGGCCCCAGGCUGGAGGGGCUGCGGGGCCGAGCACCCGGCUGCACCUGGGACUCCCUGCGCAACUCGGCGGGCGAGAAGAUCGUGCAGCUGAGGAGUCACCCGCUGGCACCCAUGGGUGCGGGGGCCUGCGCCCUCCUGCAGGAGCUCUCCGAGGAGCAGAGCUUCGCCAUCAGCUACCUCGACAUUGAUGCGUUGAGCCUCAGCGGGCUGCACCAGUGCCUGGUGGAGCUGUCGACGCAGCCGGCCACGGUGUGCCACGGCGCGGCCCCCUCCCGCGACGGCGCCCGCUCCCAGGCCGCCCGCAACGCCCUCCAGUACCUCCGCAUCAUGGCGGGGGGCAAGUGAGCCCCCCACACUGACACCGAGACGGACCCACGGACACUCCGACGGACCUACAGACGGACCCCUGGACUCACCGACUGACGCACGGACCUCUCACAGACGCCUGGACCCACUGGUGGACACCCAGACCCACCCACGGACACCUAGACAGCCAGCCAGCCCCACUGACACACUCUAUGGGUGCCCAGACCAGCUGACAGACAGACGGACAGACACACGGCCCCCCAGGUGGAGCCCAGACAGACCUCAGGACCCGGGGGUUCCCUCCGUCCCGGCCCCCCAGGGGCGAGGAGGGUCCCUGGGCGCCAACCAGCCCCCGGGAAUAAAGCUGGGGGGGUUUGUAAA